Messenger RNA from Alternaria postmessia, 417 nucleotides. RefSeq lists its product as uncharacterized. The record is from RefSeq and is a predicted model, not a curated record. The coding region runs from base 1 to 417 and encodes 138 amino acids. NCBI's taxonomy places the organism in Eukaryota, Fungi, Ascomycota, Dothideomycetes, Pleosporales, Pleosporaceae. The transcript has 2 exons.
AUGUGCAACGGUAGCUCAAAUCGCGUCAGCCAAGGCGGUUCAAUAGCAGUCAUGCGCCCAACCUCCCACUUAGCACGAACGCAUUCAGAACAAGAAAUAUUUCUACUUUUUACCAACCCGCUCUCCAAAUCUGGUACUAGUGUCGAGUGCCAGGGCCUUGACGAUGCCUUACAACAAAAUAGUCAUUGGCUCGUUAUACAUCGUGACGGCGAUCUCUCCGCGCCACCACCAGAAAGUAUAGCAGACUCUUUAUACUCCUUCGAAAUCGGGAGUUCGCUAGGAGGCAUGAUGCAUCUACCAGAGAAACUGCAUUUGGGUGUUGGUGACAAGGGCAUCAUUGGAAGAAGAGUCUCGGUCAUGACGGGGUCAACCCAGCGGCCUUUGACAUUAGCGGAAGGCGUCGUGGGAUGGAAUUAA